AAGAGGAGCGUUUUCCCGGUUCUUGCAUGUCGCUAACCAAGGCUAGGGGGCCCAGGACUUGCACUCUCCGGCUUUUUAAAGACAUUGGUAUCAACCUGACAGAUCCUAUGUUCAGAGGAAUUUAUAGGGGGGUUCAAAAGCAUCAAGAUGACUUACAGGAUGUAAUAGGGAGAGCUGUCCAGAUUGGUGUUAAAAAGUUUAUGAUUACAGGUGGAAAUCUACAAGACAGUAAAGAUGCACUGCAUUUGGCACAAACAAAUGAUAUGUUUUUCAGUACAGUUGGAUGUCAUCCUACAAGAUGUGGUGAAUUUGAAAAGAGUAACCCUGAUCUUUACUUAAUGGAGUUGCUAAAUCUUGCUGAAAACAAUAAAGGGAAAGUUGUGGCAAUAGGAGAAUGUGGACUUGAUUUUGACCGACUACAGUUUUGUCCCAAAGAUACUCAGCUCAAAUACUUUGAAAAACAGUUUGAAUUGUCAGAACAAACGAAAUUACCAAUGUUUCUUCAUUGUCGAAAUUCACACGCUGAAUUUUUGGACAUAAUGAAAAGAAAUAGAGAUCGGUGUGUAGGGGGAGUGGUGCAUUCAUUUGAUGGUAGCAAGGAAGCAGCAGCUGCUUUGAUUGACUUGGAUCUUUAUAUAGGGUUUAAUGGUUGCUCCCUGAAAACUGAGAAUAAUUUGGAAGUUUUGAAGUCAAUACCUAGUGAAAAAUUAAUGAUUGAGACAGAUGCACCUUGGUGUGGAGUCAAAAGUACACAUGCUGGAUCAAAAUAUAUAAAAACUUCAUUUCCUACCAAAAAGAAGUGGGAAAAUGGGCACUGUUUAAAAGAUAGAAAUGAGCCCUGCCAUAUAAUCCAAAUACUGGAGAUAAUGUCAGCAGUAAGAGAUGAGGAUCCACUGGAAUUAGCCAAUACACUAUAUAACAACACUAUUAAAGUAUUUUUUCCUGGUAUGUAAUCAGGAUGUGUCUUCCAUUUUCCAUCAUGUAUGUAAAAUUUCAUGGUAAAACUUACUGAUAGCUUCAAUAAAGAAAUUCUCUG
Lemur catta (Ring-tailed lemur) is the source of this 1036-nucleotide messenger RNA. RefSeq names its product TatD DNase domain containing 1 (gene TATDN1). NCBI's taxonomy places the organism in Eukaryota, Metazoa, Chordata, Mammalia, Primates, Lemuridae. Gene Ontology annotation, cellular component: cytosol. Gene Ontology annotation, molecular function: 3'-5'-DNA exonuclease activity. The record is from RefSeq and is a predicted model, not a curated record. The transcript has 12 exons. Bases 27 to 953 code for a protein of 308 amino acids.